Messenger RNA from Cynoglossus semilaevis (tongue sole), 1424 nucleotides. It is a transcript of the gene basp1, whose product is annotated as brain abundant, membrane attached signal protein 1. Lineage: Eukaryota; Metazoa; Chordata; Actinopteri; Pleuronectiformes; Cynoglossidae. The record is from RefSeq and is a predicted model, not a curated record. The coding region runs from base 183 to 851 and encodes 222 amino acids. The transcript is spliced from 2 exons.
GUGUGUGUGUGUGUUAGUGGGCGUGCGUGCAGGCGGAAGAGCCACAUAUUCGCUGCUGGAAGCGCAGCCGCAGCAGCAGGAGAAGAAGCUAAAUUAAAGCGAACUAAAGUGAAAACAGACGCUGUUUGAUUUGCACACGGAGAGGGAACAGCGCCACCACCUGGGAGCGGCAGAGAUCCAACAUGGGAGGCAAACUCAGCAAGAAGAAGAAGGGCUACAACGUCAACGACGACAAGGACAAGGACAAGGACGCUAAAGCAGAGGGGGCAUCUGGAGAGCAGAGCGACGCCCCCAACGACGGCAAAGAAGCCGCCCAGGCGGCAGGAGAUGCUAAAGAGGUGGCACACGUGACGGAGAGCGAGGAGGCGCCGCAGGGAGAAACCACCGCAGCUAAAGACCAAGACAAGAACGCCGCUGAGGGAGAGGCUAACACCAAGCCCAAGGCUGAGGAGAAACCAGCUGCCUCCGCCGCUGCCACCAAACAACCGGAAGAAUCCAAGGCUCCAACACCUGAGAGCAAAGAAGGGGGCGGAGCCAAAAAGACUGAGGCCACGGCUGAGGCGGCGUCCGUCGUCUGCCCUGAAGCCAAACCUGCAGAGGGACCAGCGAUAACACCAGCACCAGCACCAGCACCAGACCCAGACCCAGACCCCGCCCCGGCUCCAGUCCCAGCAUCAGCACCGGCAAAGGAGGCUUCCAGCACCUCCUCUGCUGCUGCUGCUGCUGCUCCUGCUGCUGCUGCUGCUGCUGCUGCCUCCCUUAGUUCACCAGCAGCUGCUGAAGCUCCUGCCGAAAAGUUGUCGUCCACCGAGGCACCGAGCAAAGAUCAAACCGUAGCCGUUCAAGAGUAAUGGACAGCUUCUCCUCCUCCUCCUCCUCCUCUGAAAAAUAAUAAAAUGAAGUGUCUAACUCGAUGAGCAGGAAUCCAGCUGCCACUCCACGGCUGGUGGUGAUAAGGAAAUCGUUGACAUUGUUUUGUUUUAUUUUGAAAUCAUGGCAGGAGCUUCCUCCAGGAAAUGGGCCUCUUCCUGUCACUGCAGAUAAUUCUUCGUCUUCUUCUUCUAGUCUUUUUUCAUCCUAGUAUCUGAACCCUUCUGACAAGUCCACGUGGGCUUCACCGUUCCACCGUCACCACCCCCCGCCCCCCACGGGCCUCAGGACGUCACAGUUCUCUGGAACCCUUCUCUGAUUGGCUGAUUCUGGUCCUGACCUCCUGACCCCCUGUGGACCCGGCGUUCUCCCCUGCGAUCUGUGGUUCCAGUUCUGACUGGUUUUCCCGACUGGACUUCUCCCCAGUGGUGGCCGCUCAGUCUUCACUGCUGCGAAGAUGUGAUUGGCUGUAAGGCCUCCACUCAGUUCAGGAGUGAGUGAUGACCUCGUCCUACAGCAAGAAGAACCAGGUUCUCCAGGUUCUCCAGGUUCUC